AUGGUCUUCUCCUCCAGUGGAAAGCUCUUCGCGGCGGCGGAUCGGGCAGGACGUGUCCACUUCUGGCAGCUGGGUGGUAGCAGCUCCAAGCCCAGCGUCGAGUCCAACGGCUCCUUCCACGUCCACGGCGAGGUCUUGGCCUUGGCCUUCUCGAUGGAGAAGGGCCUGGCGGUCGCCACCAGCGACAAGGUGGUGCUCUUGGCCGUGCCGGUGUUGCAGGAGGUGGCCACGUUACCUCAGAGUGGAGAUAUUCAGGAGCUGUGCUUCUCACCGGACGGAGCUUUCAUGGUGGUCUCUGGAGUGAACGUGGAUGCCCGCAGCAGCCUACUGGCCGAGGAGGGCGACUUAAGCGCAGGGGUGGUCUUCUGGGAGGUCUCCGGAGCCUUCAAACGGUUAGGUUCCAUGAUCUUCCAACAGAUGAUCCGCGUCACCACGUUUAGACCGGACGGGCGAUAUUUGGCGGUGGCGGGCGACAACAAGCUCAUCUCGUUGGUGGACGUGCUCAAUGACUUUGAUCACGAGGGCGAUUUGCCUUGUAGCCACACAGUGCGUGCACUCGCGUGGAGUCCGAACCUCCGGUGCCUGGCCUCCGGCGGAGAGGAUCACCUCGUCACGGUUUGGGACUUGGCCUCCAAGCACAUCCUCUUUCAGAUGGAGCCCAUGAAGGAUUGGAUCGUGAGAUUGGCAUGGAGCAGUCACGGCCUUCUGGCCUAUACGCACGCGGGCGCGCAGGGCGUCCGCCUUGCUCCUCUGGAAGAGGUCGCACCAGCGCCAAAGGAGAUGCCGAUGGAGCGGUCCCAGGAGCUGGAGGAGGAACCCGAAGUGCCGGCCUUUGUCUUCUCGGUGCGGUUACCCUCAAGCACAGGCGCUCCGGUGGCGAAGGAGCCGUCCUCCGAGGAGGGCUUUCGGCUGCACGUCGCCAAAGAUCGCGUGGACGUCCCCGCGAGUUCGAUGAAGCUGGACAUGAGCCAUCCAGGAUUGGUCUUUGCUCAGCAGGAGCCGAACUUUGUGAUGGGUCACCAUUUGACCGCCUGCAGUUUUAUGCCCCAUGGCCUGUCGUUGAUGGUCGCGGGAGAAGAGGUCUUCGAAUGGGAGGUGGAGGGCAAGACGAAGCUGCGAGAGAUUCAUCUGCGAGAUGCGGCGAACGUCUUGGCCACCUCCCCCUGCGGCGGUUACGUGGCGGUGGCCAACGCCACGACGGUGACGGUGCAUCGCCUGAUGUCCAAAGGACAAGAGGCCGUGCUGAACCGCAAGGUCACGUCGAACAUUGUCGCCUUGGCCUUCUCCUCCAGACACUUCUUAGCUGUGGGGACCAUCGAAAAGAAGGUCUUGGUGUUUCACCUGGAAGAUAGCAAGGAGCCAGAAGUCCUGGUCGCUCAGGUCAACGACCUGUGCUUCGCACCCUCCGGGGACAUCUUGGCCAUCCCCGGAGGGGAUGAUGAAGUGGGUCAGGUCUUGCUGUGGCGUGUGGAACGCGAGGCCUGCAUGUAUUUGGGCACGGUGGCCACUCGCGGCGUGGCGCUGUGCGCGCGCUUCGACGAGACGGGUGACAUCUUGGCCGUUGGAUGUGAUGACGAUCGGAUCGUCCUGCUUUUGCCGGAGCAUAGCUUCAAGUGCUGGACGGAGCUCCGGUCCAGCUUCUCCGUCGCUCGCCUGGCCUUCGCGGGGAACUUCCUUUGCGCUGCGGGUGACCGCGAGGCGGCGAUCUUCAACCUCUCCAACAGCCAGCUGGUGCUCCAAGUGCCGCGGCAGGAGGAGAAGAUCAAGGACAUCUCCCUCACCGGCGAUGGCUGCUUGGCCUGCUGCUUCCGAGGCCAUGUGACCUUGCUGCGCUUGGAAAACGCCCCUCAGGUGCCGAGCGGUCGAGCAGUCAUGCAGGUCCCCAGCGACAAGGAUCGCUUCAAGUCGCGGGGCACGGUGACGUCGCUGUCGCUCAAAUCCUCUCCCAGCGAAGUGAUGCAUUCGGUGCAGCUGAACUUUGGCCACGUGGAGGCGGCUCAAGAGGGACUACAGGUGAGUCGCAGCAUGAGGAGCACCGGCAGUUGCUCCAACUUAGAGCUGGGGGGCGAGGAUUCCUCCGCGCGGCUGGAAGCCCGGCGGAGCUUGAGCAAGUCCAAGUCGCUGCCCUCCGACACCAAGGUGGGAGAAGGCAGCGUCGAUGAGUCCGCAUACAUUCCAAUCCAUCCGGGCGAAGGUGACCUGUUGCAACAGCCGCCGUGGCUGCUGAAGCCGCGGAUCUCCGUCACCGACACGUCACAGGGCGGCGGCUCGAGAUGUACCACGCCCGGUGAGAAGGACGAGGACCCGGAGGCGGCGGCCUUGCGGAAGCGCAUGCUGCUGGCGCGGGAUCUGGGCCUUGAUCCGGCCAUCCAGAGCAAGAUCCAGAUCACCAAGCGUCCGGAGGGUGUGCCGAUCAAGCUGAAGCAUGCGGAUGAGGUUUGCAGCCUUUCCUUCUUCGGCUCCUCCCUGGUGGCCGGUGGCUACGACCAGCACCUGGCGCUCUGGGACGUCGAAGGCCUCACCCGGACAACGGACGUCCACCUGGAGAGCGAGAUUGUUUGUGUCUCCUUCUCCCCUUGCGGCGAGUAUGUCUACUGCGGCGACGCGGAUCGACAGCUCAACGUCUUUAAAGCCAAGACGUUGGAACUCUUGGGCUCGGAGGUCAUCAAGGCUCCCGGGUCCGCGGGCAUCAGUACGCCGACCACCCUCCUGGCGGUGGGUUCCACGGCGGUGGUGAAGAUCUUCACCGUGCCACGGCUCGAAGAGGUGGCGUCCCUGCAGCAUGGCGGUCAGGUGCAUAGCCUGAGCUUCGCCCCGUCUCUUGGGAUGCUGGCGGCCGCCGGAGGCAUGGAUCUCACCGAUGGCCUUUUGGACUACAGUGCCAAGGAAAACCGCAACAUGAAGGCGAUGGUGUGGAAGUCCACGGAGCUGGCGGGGCUUUGGGACGAGGUGAAGACCGUGAACCUCCAGGACUUCUGCCACACCGCGGCCUUCUCGCCCUCGGGGCAAUGCUUGGCCUUGGCUGGGGAGGACCGGACGAUUUCCAUUCUCUCGGUGGGGAAGAAGUUUGAGAAGGUGGAGGAGCUGCUCUGCGGCGCCGGGAUUCGCACCUUGGCCUGGACCCGCAAUUCCCGGCUCUUGGCCUCCGCCGGCGAGGACAUGCGUGUCUCCGUGUGGGAUGUCCUCUUCAAGCGGGUGGUGCUUCAUUUGCCGAAGGCCCGGGGACGGCUUUGUGGCCUCGCCUUCAGCAUGGACAGCCGAUGGUUGGCCACGUGUGGCUACGGCCAAGAGGCGGUGGAUCUGUGGCCCAUCGAGGUGGAGGACUGUGAGUUUUCGUGGUGA
Durusdinium trenchii is the source of this 3342-nucleotide messenger RNA. The record is from the annotation of a GenBank genome assembly. NCBI's taxonomy places the organism in Eukaryota, Dinophyceae, Suessiales, Symbiodiniaceae.